UUGUUUUAAGUGAUUGUGACUGGUUCGACGCAAUUGUUGAGUAUUUUCAUAAUGUUAUCGAUUAUUGUUGUAAUACGCGCGGUAUUUUUUUUUCGAAAACUUAACCAACCUAAUAGUUCAGUGGAUAACCGUUCAUGCUUGAUCAUUUAUUUAAACGUAGAACAUAUUUGAGUGGAUUCAAGGAUCCCUGCAACUUCUAAUCCAUCUAUAGAUUGGUUCUGGGUUCAAUUUUGUCCGGUUCUAACCGAACGUUUUAUAUAUAGGAUGGUGUACCCCGAACAACUGAAUCUAGACCAAAUCGUUGGAAAGUCUGCUCAAAACGCUUCUUCUUGGUGUAGCGAACCCUUAGAGGAAAACAGCAAUAACAUAAAUGUGUCGGAAGAACUGAAAAAUCGAAAGUGCCCCAAUAAUACAGCUGAUUGCGGAAACAGGAAUGGCCCCGAUGAAACGAUUUUUUCUAAUUCUAAUUUAACCAACCCCAUGCCACAAACGAUAGCUAACAGGCAGUUCAUACAGGACCGAGUACGGCAUCUUGUAGAAGCAUUUUCAACUCGAGCUCAAGCCGCUAGAGAAAAAAUAGAAACCCCUGCCACCCCCUCAUCUAUCAGCAGCCGGGAAACAAUCGAUCCUCAGUCUAGGAUUCCCUUGAAUCCAAAACUUAGCAUUUCCUUUUCCGAUAAGUACGAUGAACAUUUACCGGAAAUCAAAAUACAAAACGGAUUCUCCAAAUUCUUCGAAACGCAAAUCAUUGACCCAAAUUCCAAAUUCUACAUCACGUGGAUGUGCGUAGCAGCCAUGUCGGUCCUCUACAAUGCUUGGGUGAUUCCCUUGAGGAGCACCUUCCCUUAUCAAACAAAAGAAAACAGGCCGAUAUGGAUGACGUUCGACUACAUGGCUGACUUGAUUUACUUGAUCGAUGCGCUUUUUAUCCAGCCGAGAGUCAAAUAUUUGAACGACGGCUUCUGGGUCACUGACGUUAGGUUAUUGAGGAGGAAUUAUAUUAAAAACAAACGUUUUAAGCUGGAUCUUCUGUCUCUUCUGCCCCUCGAUUUUCUAUACUUCAUCUGGGGCCCGGAGUUCGUCGUUCUACGCUUCCCGAGGUUUCUCAAAAUCUACACUUUCUGGGAAUUCUUUAGCUUCAUGGAUAAAUUGCUCUCCAACCCAUACAUAAUCAGGGUAACCAGAACGCUCAUGUAUAUGAUGUAUUUGAUCCACUUGAACGCUUGCGCAUACUACUCGUUUUCCGCUUGGGAAGGAAUCGGCAGCAAUAACUUCGUGUACAAUGGACAAGGAAACGCUUACAUCAAAUGUUUUUAUUUCGCAACAAAGACUGCCACUUCGAUUGGUAAAAAUCCGAAACCAACUCAGGAAAUCGAAUACAUGUUCAUGACCUUUUCAUGGUUGAUGGGCGUCUUCGUAUUCGCCCUUCUCAUAGGUCAAAUUCGUGACAUCAUUUCCACGGCUACCAGAUCGAAGACAGAAUACAGAAAACUCGUUGACGAAACGUUGGAGUACAUGCGUAGACUGAACUUGCCGCAGGAUAUGCAACGGAGAGUCCAAUUGUGGUUCAACUACACCUGGGAAACUCAAAGGACCUUAGAUGAAAACACAAUUAUGGACUGUUUGCCACACAAGAUGAAGACUGAUAUAGCUAUAAACGUCCACAUCCAGACGCUGAGCAAGGUGAAGUUGUUCGCCGAUUGCGAUGAAGCUCUUUUGAGGGAGUUGGUUUUGCAACUGAAAUCCGUAAUUUACCUGCCAGGGGAUAUAGUUUGUAAGAAGGGGGACGUAGGAAAAGAAAUGUACAUUAUACAGUCGGGAAAGGUUCAGGUUAUAGGAACGUCAGGAAAUGAAGUUUUGGCGACACUUUCUGAAGGUUCCGUAUUCGGAGAGAUAAGUCUGUUGGGUAUCCAAGGAAUGAAUAGAAGAACAGCCGACGUAAGGUCUCAAGGCUACUCGAACCUUUUCGUUUUGAGUAAGGCAGACUUGAACGCGGCUUUAUCUCAUUAUCCAGAAGCUCAAGAAUUGCUCAAUAAGAAAGCGAAAGCUUUAAUGAAGAAAAAUGCAGCCCUAGAGAGGAAACAUAAAGCAAUGAUCAUCAUAAAAAAUCCCAGCACUCCUCAAAGUCAAGCCAAACUUUUAAACACUGUCCUUCAGGUUGUGCCUCCAGAUUCCAGAGCGAACAGGCUUUUAAGGUAUGGAAGUAGGGGGAAGCCCAUGCCAAAUCCAGAAUAUGAUAAACUCAAAUAUAGAAACAGUUUACCUGCUAUUGAGAUAUAUAAUGGAGCAAAUGACAAAACUUUUCAAACGAAAGUGACUGUGCACCGAAGUAUGAGCUGAAACUCUUAGUUGUUUGGAAAAAACUUUAAUACAUUAUUUUUUUAUUACAAAGCAAUGAAUAAAUAAAUCUUUGUAAUUUU
Molecule: messenger RNA, 2420 nt
Organism: Leptinotarsa decemlineata (Colorado potato beetle)
Lineage: Eukaryota; Metazoa; Arthropoda; Insecta; Coleoptera; Chrysomelidae
Gene: CngB
Product: Cyclic nucleotide-gated ion channel subunit B
Biological process (GO): monoatomic cation transmembrane transport
Cellular component (GO): plasma membrane; intracellular cyclic nucleotide activated cation channel complex
Molecular function (GO): cGMP binding; protein-containing complex binding; intracellularly cAMP-activated cation channel activity
Source: RefSeq, a predicted model, not a curated record